AUGGAGCUCGCAUCUUUGUACGACGUGGCUGUUUUCAUCUCUAAUUACUCGAUUCCCGGCUUCACGGUAUUGAUCGCAUAUUGGAUCCUUCGGCAAUAUUUGUCAUACAGAAGAUUGGCUCAUCUUCCUGGUCCGACUUUUGCGGCGUGGUCGAAUCUGUGGUUGGUCAGGACGAUAUGGAACCAACAAAGCCAUUUAGAUGUGUAUGAGGUCUCCAAGAAAUAUGGCCCUCUGGCUCGCAUUGGACCCAACGAUGUCAUCACGACGGAUGUCAGACUCAUACACCGGCUCCAAGCUGUUCGAUCGCCGUACACUCGUUCCAAUUGGUAUCGAGGAUUCCGUCUCGCUCCUGGGAUUGACAAUGUACUUUCUUUCACGGACGAUAAUUUGCACACCAAGCGCCGAGCGCAGCUCUCUCCCAGCUUCUCACUCCAAAAUCAAGAAGCGAUAAUUGAUUCCCAUGUAGCUAGGCUCGUCGGACUCAUCCGGAAGAAGUAUGUCUCGAACGAAAACGGGACAAAAUUGAUGGAUUUUGCGCAGAAGGUUCAGUUUUUUGCCCUGGAUAUGGUGAUGGACAUUGCGACGGGAAGUCCAUUCGAUGAUCUAGUUCAUGACGAAGAUAGGUAUGAGUACUUGAAAAAUACUGCAGAUUCCUUGCCAACCAUUGCAAUGAUCCAGUAUCUGCCAUGGGCGGGAAAGAUCUUGCAGACUCGAUGGAUUGCACCAUUGAUAUCCCCAAGUGCAUCUGAAUAUGGAAUCGGGAAGGUGGUUGAUAUUGCUACCAGAAUGGUGGAUGUGAGGAUAACCGAUCAAAGCGAAACCCAAAAAGCGGACAUGCUCUCAACCUUUCUUUCCAAUGGUAUCACACACCAAGAAGCAAUCUACGAAUCGAUAGUCACAAUCCUCGGCGGCUCAGACACAAUGGCUAUCGCUCUCCGUGCAACGAUGUUAUUCAUCAUGACGAAUCCUCGAGUCUACAUCAAACUCGUGUCGGAGAUUCUCUCGCUUUCCUCCUCGCUUUCGCAUGACACCAUCCCUUCCGCUUCCCAAGUCCGCACCUUACCCUACCUUCAAGCAACAAUCAAAGAAUCGCUUCGUGUCUUUCCUCCAGGGACCGGACAGAUGCCUAAAGUGACUCCGACGGGAGGCGAAACUAUCAAUGGAAUAUUCAUUCCCGGCGCAACGAACAUCGGAAGUAAUCCGUGGUUCAUCAUGCGCUCCCAAGACAACUUUAGACCUGAUGCGGAGAUAUUCAGACCAGAGCGAUAA
Molecule: messenger RNA, 1269 nt
Organism: Mollisia scopiformis
Lineage: Eukaryota; Fungi; Ascomycota; Leotiomycetes; Helotiales; Mollisiaceae
Product: cytochrome P450
Exons: 3
Coding region: 1-1269 (422 amino acids)
Molecular function (GO): iron ion binding; oxidoreductase activity, acting on paired donors, with incorporation or reduction of molecular oxygen; heme binding
Source: RefSeq, a predicted model, not a curated record